Messenger RNA from Rhagoletis pomonella (apple maggot), 2352 nucleotides. RefSeq lists its product as uncharacterized. Gene Ontology annotation, molecular function: nucleic acid binding; zinc ion binding. The record is from RefSeq and is a predicted model, not a curated record. Bases 1 to 2352 code for a protein of 783 amino acids. Lineage: Eukaryota; Metazoa; Arthropoda; Insecta; Diptera; Tephritidae. The transcript is spliced from 2 exons.
AUGUCUACUGCCCAACCCGCCAGAACUUCAUCGACGGCUGCUACGGCCACAGCCAAUGCCAUCGCUUCAAGCGUACCAUCAAGGCCCGCCACAUCUACAGCUCCGGUAGUCUCAUCGCCUGCGGUUACUGCUAACACCGCUGCACCUUUGGUAAGUCUCUCAAACGCCGCUGCGGAACCAGUGGUUAUACACGCCGCCUCAGCCCCAAUCGCCACGUUCGCCCCCGCAAUGGUUACACCAGCUGCCAACGCCGUCGCAGCUGCACCAGACAAAUCAACCACUCCACUUAUUUCAAAUGCCGCCACAGCUAUGAUCAUCCCGCCGAUCGCCACAAGCUUUAUUGAAAAUACCACCACUUCGUCAGCUAUUGCCAUGCCGAUUGCACACAACGGCGUAGCCGCAUACACCCUCAAUACCGCCGCCACGUCUAGGUCAGCCAGUUUAGAAAACGAACAUAGCUUCCCACAACAGGUGAGUUUUUUAAUUGAAAAAAUAAAAUCGUUAGAAAAUCAACUUCGAGAAACACAAGUGCUGGUAAGCAACAACAACCAACGUCGAACGUUCGAUGAAAGCACCCGUUAUAACGGGCAGCCCGUCGAGCAUAUUGUGCCAAACAGCCUAUGCAAUAUCACGCCACAUGUACAGCUAAGUGGCACCGGUACUGUACAAUCAUCGUCUUUGCCAUUUGGUUCGCCUGCGCAUGUGUAUACAGUAGCCUCACAGCCCGCAACAACAACAUUGCCCAACCUUAACUACGGCUACCAGCCAAAUAUGCCGCGUAAAAUUCAAGAUUUGCCCGAAUUUAGCGGACAUGCGGAAGACUGGCCAUUGUUUUCCAACGCGUUCAUCCAAUCAACUGCCGCCUAUGGUUACACUAACCUUGAAAAUAAUCAACGUCUGUUGAAAUGUUUGAAAGGUGAAGCCAGGGAAGUGGUUAAAUCGUUGCUAAUCCAUCCGGAUAACGUAGCCAGUGUUAUGGAGCAGCUACAGUUUCGAUUUGGUCGACCGGAGUCGUUGAUACGCAGCCAGCUUCAACUAGUUAAAGAAAUUAAUCCGAUUUCCGAGUCCGCCAUUGAAAAACUUAUACCCUUCGCAACAAAAACAAAAAAUCUAUCUGUUUUCCUGCAGUCGGUGAAUGGAGUACAGCACCUGUCAAACCCAACGUUACUAGAGGAGCUGAUUAGCAAGCUUCCUAUUAGCAAACGAAUGGAUUGGGCAAGACAUGCCGCCGCGAUUAAGCCGUACCCUACUGUUGUCGACUUCAGCAACUGGCUCAGCGACUUGGCAAAUUUGGUUUGUACAUUGCAACAAAGUGAUAGUCGUCGGCGAGUAGUACUGCACGCCACGGAAAAUGGACCGAAGGAAUCCCAACUCUCUGGUAAGUGCCCAAUAUGUAAGGGACAGCACAAAAUCCAUGUAUGCCGAAAAUUUGUUGAUUCCUGCGUGACUGAUCGAUGGGCUCACAUAAAGCAAAACCGACUGUGUUUCUCGUGCUUGAGAAGCGGCCAUUCGUCGCGUGAUUGUCGUAGUCGCACGCUGUGCAUGAUCGAUGGUUGUCAACGCAAGCACAACAGACUUCUGCAUGAGCCUAACAAGGCCACCAGCGCUACGCCUGCAUCACAAAGCGGAAAGCAGAUGGUUGGUACCACUAACGUAAUGGAGUCAAUGUUGAGCUGUUCCUCCGAUGUAGCCAAUCGACAGGGGCUCUUGUUCCCCGUCUUGCCAGUAACGUUAUAUGGGCCGCGUAAACAAGUCGAUACAUUUGCGAUGUUUAAUGAAGGGUCCUCUAUCACGAUGAUGGACAGAAGUCUCUCGAAAGAGCUGGGUAUAAAUGGAAAGGAGUACAACUUGAAUAUGCAGUGGUUUGGAGGAAGAACUGCCCAGGAGGCCGCCACAGUAGUAAAUCUCGAAAUUAGCGGAAAAGGAUUACGUAAGCGUCGCAGGUUACGUCGCGUCUUCGUUUUGCCGAACCUAAAUCUGCCAGUGCAAAGUCUGAAUAGCAAUGACUUACGCGGAUUGGUUACCCGCGAAUUGCCAAACAUGCCUACCCCGUUCUCCAACGUCACCCCGAUGAUACUCAUUGGGCUAGAUCAUUGCCGCUUAGGUUUGCCAUCCGUCACAAUGCAGCUUGAAGAUAGAGGGCCAUAUGUAGCCAACACGGAGCUCGGCUGGGUAGUUUUUGGGCCGACUGGACAGAGAGUAGCGCCAAAUGCAGCGUGUUUACUUGUCAAGGAGGUGAGUGAUUUGCAUAAUUUAGUCCAAGAAUAUUUUGAUAUCGAAAGUUUCGGGGUGCGGCGCGCACCAGCCUUAAAAAGUCAUGCAGAUGCCCGCGCGGAACGCAUACUUAAGUAA